AAUUUAAUUUAUUUAUUUAGCUGGACAUGAAAACAAGAAACCCAAUUUCAUCAUCAUCACUUUCCCCUCUCAUCUCUCGUCUCUUCCACCUCAAAUACAGCUUCGUAACAAAAUCAUCUGUAAUUAAUUCCAUAUCCCAAUUCCCGAUCAGAAAACCAUCACCCAUGUCAAUUUCCACCAAAUUCACGCACUCCCUUCUCUUUCACCAAUCCAGAACCCCUUUCCUCAAACCCACCAAAACCCCAUUUUUUCCCCCGCACCCCACUAAAUUAUUCUUCUCCAAACCCAUCACGAUCGAAAGAAUACCCACCAAAGAACCCAUUUUUUCCACGCCGCCGUCGUCGUCGUCUUCUCUGCAGCCAAUCGACGAGCUUCCACCGAAGCUCCAAGAAAUCACCAAAUUAUUCCAAGGAGUUCAAGAGCCCAAGGCCAAGUACGAGCAGUUGUUGUUCUACGGAAGGAAUCUAAAACCACUGGAAUCCCAGUACAAAACAAAUGAAAACAAGGUCAAAGGCUGUGUUUCUCAGGUCUGGGUCCGAGCCUAUCUGGAUGAUGAUAAAAACGUCGUCUUUGAAGCUGAUUCCGAUUCACUUCUCACCAAAGGGCUAGCUGCUUUGCUGGUUCAGGGCCUUUCGGGCCGGCCCGUCGAGGAGAUUGUUAGGGUUUCGCCUGAUUUCGCAAUGCUGUUAGGGCUGCAGCAGAGUUUAACCCCAUCUAGGAAUAAUGGGUUCUUGAAUAUGCUGAAGUUAAUGCAGAAAAAGGCUCUGCAUUUGUAUGUUGAAGCUGAGAAGGCCAGUGAUUCAAGAAUUGAUGUUGCAGGAGAAACCCAAUUUGACAAUUCGAAUUUAGUAGUUAACGGUGACAGCCGAAACGGUGGAGUGAACCCCGACGAAACGGCAGCUCGUGAUUCGAAGAAGGAUGACGGCAAUGGAAGUUUAUUGGGGAGUCGGGGUUUGAGGAUUAAGGAGAUUUUGGAGAGAGAGCUGAGCCCCGUUGGAUUGGAAGUCGACGAUAUAUCUUAUCAGCAUGCAGGGCAUGCUGGUGUUAGAGGGAGUGACGGCGAAACGCAUUUCAAUGUGAAAGUUGUUUCUGAAGAAUUCGAAGGGAAGAGCUUGGUUAAGCGGCAUAGAUUGAUUUACGGCUUGUUGCAAGAUGAGCUGCAGAGUGGACUGCACGCGUUGUCGAUCGAGGCAAAGACACCUGCAGAAGUUGGCAAUCUGUGAAGCCUUGCAAGAACAGAGGUUUUUCUUUCUUUUUUUUUUUGUUUCUAUUUAGACUGAGAUUCGUGCUAUGAAAUUAUUGAUACGAGUUGCAAUCAAUAGUUGUUUGAAUAUAUAUUGGAAUUGUAAAACGAUGGAUGACAUUUACAGUUGAUCAAUACGAUGAUGUUUUAUAUUUUAGGUU
This is a messenger RNA of Erythranthe guttata (spotted monkey flower), 1404 nucleotides long. It is a transcript of the gene CPSUFE, whose product is annotated as chloroplast sulfur E. The record is from RefSeq and is a predicted model, not a curated record. Lineage: Eukaryota; Viridiplantae; Streptophyta; Magnoliopsida; Lamiales; Phrymaceae. Gene Ontology annotation, biological process: iron-sulfur cluster assembly. Gene Ontology annotation, cellular component: chloroplast.